Molecule: messenger RNA, 1188 nt
Organism: Aspergillus glaucus CBS 516.65
Lineage: Eukaryota; Fungi; Ascomycota; Eurotiomycetes; Eurotiales; Aspergillaceae
Product: GSK family serine/threonine-protein kinase
Exons: 7
Coding region: 1-1188 (395 amino acids)
Biological process (GO): signal transduction; protein phosphorylation
Cellular component (GO): cytoplasm
Molecular function (GO): protein serine/threonine kinase activity; protein serine/threonine/tyrosine kinase activity; ATP binding
Source: RefSeq, a predicted model, not a curated record
AUGUCACAAAAUAAGCCCUCAAUGUUUUCAAGUCUGCGCAUGGGUGCAGAGGUCGUCCGCGAAAAAGUCCAAGAUGGGCUGUCCGGAGAAAUGAAGGAGAUCUCCUACACACAAUGCAAGAUCGUGGGAAAUGGGUCGUUCGGUGUCGUUUUUCAAACCAAGAUGAUGCCCAGCGGUGAAGAUGCGGCCAUCAAACGGGUUUUGCAAGACAAGCGUUUCAAGAACCGUGAAUUGCAAAUCAUGCGGAUUGUUCGCCAUCCCAACAUUGUAGAAUUAAAGGCAUUCUACUACUCGAACGGUGAGAGGAAAGAUGAAGUGUACCUCAACCUUGUCCUCGAAUACGUCCCCGAGACCGUCUACCGGGCGUCGCGAUACUUCAACAAGAUGAAGACAACCAUGCCGAUGUUGGAGGUUAAGCUUUACAUCUACCAGCUCUUCCGCUCCCUGGCCUACAUUCACUCCCAAGGCAUCUGUCACCGAGACAUCAAGCCUCAGAAUCUCCUCCUUGAUCAGCACUCCGGUAUUCUGAAACUCUGCGAUUUCGGGUCCGCCAAGAUCCUUGUUGAGAACGAGCCCAACGUCUCUUACAUCUGUUCGCGGUACUACCGUGCGCCCGAGUUGAUUUUCGGCGCAACCAACUACACAACGAAAAUUGAUGUGUGGUCCACCGGCUGUGUAAUGGCCGAAUUGAUGUUGGGACAACCGCUCUUCCCAGGAGAAUCAGGAAUCGAUCAACUUGUGGAGAUCAUUAAGGUUCUUGGAACCCCUACCCGGGAACAGAUUCGGACCAUGAACCCCAACUACAUGGAACAUCGCUUCCCUCAGAUCAAGCCUCAUCCUUUCAAUAAGGUUUUCCGGAGAGCUCCACACGAGGCCAUUGAUCUGAUUUCGGCUCUAUUGGAAUACACGCCCACACAACGUCUGUCUGCGAUCGAAGCAAUGUGCCAUCCUUUCUUCGAUGAACUUCGGGACCCCAACACCAAGUUGCCGGAUUCGCGGCACCCCGAAGCCGCGCCGCGGGACUUGCCUAACCUUUUCGACUUCUCCCGGCAUGAACUCUCUAUUGCUCCUUCUAUGAACCACCGACUGGUUCCUCCUCACGUACGGCCUGCACUCGCCGCUCGCGGGCUCGAUAUCGAUUCCUUCAAGCCGCUUUCGAAGGAACAAAUGAUGGCACGCCUCGACUGA